This is a messenger RNA of Penicillium verhagenii, 1533 nucleotides long. Its product is annotated as cytochrome P450. The transcript has 8 exons. Bases 1 to 1533 code for a protein of 510 amino acids. The record is from RefSeq and is a predicted model, not a curated record. NCBI's taxonomy places the organism in Eukaryota, Fungi, Ascomycota, Eurotiomycetes, Eurotiales, Aspergillaceae. Gene Ontology annotation, molecular function: oxidoreductase activity, acting on paired donors, with incorporation or reduction of molecular oxygen; heme binding; iron ion binding.
AUGAGUCUAACAAAUGCCGUCCAGCACCUUUACACGGUCAUCACUCCGACCAUACUUGGUGUUAUAGCUGUCAUAUCUGCUACAGCCUUCGUUGUCUCCAGACUCUACUUGCACCCUUUGAGCAAGUUUCCGGGCCCUAGAAUUGCGGCUCUGACUCGGUGGUAUGAGUUUUACCACGAUGUUAUCCUUGAUGGAACUUAUGUCAAAUAUUACCCUAAGCUUCAUCAGAAAUAUGGACCUAUUGUACGCAUUGCACCAAACCAUCUCCACGUCAACGACCCCGAGUUUUAUAAAGAGGUCUUCAAGUCCCAGACAAACUUUCUGAAACCCACAUUUUACUACUCAAACCUGGGAAUCAGCGAUUCGCUAGUUGGGAUAUGCGACCCCCACAAACAUCGACUGCGGCGAACCAUCAUCAAUCCUCUGUUUUCGAAGCAAGCUAUGGAGAAAACAAUGCCUAUUGUACAGGACACAGCGGAAAAUGCGGCCAAUAUACUUCGAGUUCGAUACAGACAGGGUAAAAUCACGGAUAUCCAGAAGCUAUACCGAUGCAUUACGGUUGAUGUGAUUUCAAGAGCUGUAUUUGGACGUAGUCAAGACCUGACAGCUCAAGAUGGGAAUGACAUCUACCCGCCCUUUUUGGCCAGUAUGGAUCUUUUCACCAAGAACCUGGGAAUCACGAAGCAUUUUUCAUUCAUCAGCAAGAUUGCCCUUAGCCUACCGGAGAAAUACGCCGAGAAACUAUCUCCAGGCUACCAGAGUUUUAGAAAUCAAUGCGAGAAAUGGAUCAAUGAAGUCAAGACACGUCACAGGAAUGGGAUAUUCAAGACAGAUGAUGGUAGGGAUACCGUGUUUGACCUGCUUCUUGAACCAAACGACAAAAAGGGCUACCAGGUACCUGACAUGACUGAGCUGGUGGACGAGGCAUUUCUACUUCUUCUCGCUGGCAGUGAUACGACCGCGUACUCACUGGCCUGUGCAACCUAUUAUCUUCUGACACAUGAAGAGGUGUUGUUGAAGCUUAAAGCCGAGCUUGACGGAGUUCCUCGAUUGGAAGGCGGUCGUCUAGAUUGUAGGAAUAUUCAAUCCCUCCCCUACUUGACCUGUGUCGUCAAAGAAAGUCUCCGUUUAUCUACCGCCGUCCCAGGAAAUUUGCCCCGAGUGGUCCCCCCAGAGGGAGCAAAUGUGCAAGGAAAUCAUAUCCCGGGAGGCUCGAUCGUCUCUAUGAGUAUUCGAAUCAUUCAUGACAAUGCAGAGUUGUUUCCCGAGCCGGAGAAAUUCAAGCCCGAGCGAUGGGCGGGUGAGAAAGGCAGAGAGCUUGAGCGCUGGAACGUUUCGUUUUCCAAGGGUCCACGCGCGUGUGCUGGGAUCAACCUUGCUUAUAUGGAGAUAUACAUGAUCCUGGCAAUUUUCUUCUCGGACUUUGAUCUUUCACUCUACAAGACCGAUGCGGAUAGUAUGGAGUGGUUGGAUCAUGGAUUCGCUAUAAACAAGUCGAAUGUCAAGGUUCAUGCCAGGCCAUUGAGGGUGUAA